AUGAACAAGCAUAAUCCAACCGAUGGAACGUUUUGACGUGCGAACGGAUUGUAUAUGUUUCAUGUGUUUGUAGAGGCGUCUGUCUAUCUACUGCGCGGCAAAAGCAGGGGGCAAAACAAAAGCAUGUGGAUGUAAUUUCAACAAAGGAUUCAUCAGACUGGGAUUGAACUCAACCACUAACCAUGGGGAUUCGUUCGGCUCAGAAGAAGCAUUUCCCUCUUCGGGGCAUCGAUGGAGUGGUGCAGCUUUUUGAGGCUGAGCUUAACAACCCAGAACCAGACCUGGCCCUGCUGUCCCUUGUGUUGGGAUUUGUAGAGCACUUCCUUGCUGUCAACAGAGUUGUUCCUGUCAAUGUCCCGGGUGUUCGCUUUGAACCUCUUAAACCUGACUGCCUUGACUCUUGCUUCCCUACUGUAGAGCUGAAUCUCAUAUCUGCCCUCUAUGAACGUUUCACCGCCCAGAUUCUUGGUGCCGUGGACCUGUCACAGUACCGCAAACCGGCUGGCGGUUCCAGCCGUGAGCUGGUGAAAAAAGUCUCAGAUGUGAUCUGGAACAGUCUUAGCCGGUCGUAUUUCAAGGACAGGGCGCAUAUUCAGUCCCUCUUCAGUCUUAUCACAGGCACAAAACUGGACAGCUCAGGAGUAGCAUUUGCAGUGGUAGCUGCGUGUCAGGUUUUGGGCCUGAAGGAUGUUCAUCUGGCUCUCUCAGAGGACCACGCCUGGGUGAUCUUUGGCAAGGAUGGGGAGGAGACUGCAGAGGUCACAUGGCAUGGGAAGGGCAAUGAAGACAGAAGAGGUCAGACUGUCAGUGCUGGAAUCACUGAAAGGAGCUGGUUAUAUCUUAAAGGCUCCUACAUGAAAUGCAACAGGAAUAUGGAGGUAGCGUUCAUGGUUUGCGCCAUCAAUCCAUCUCUAGAUCUGCACACCGAUAGCACAGAGUUACUUCAGCUCCAGCAAAGGCUGUUGUGGCUGCUAUAUGAUCGAGGGGACUUGGAGAGGUAUCCUAUGGCAAUGGGCACUUUGGCUGACCUUGAAGAUCAGGAACCAAUGACUGACAAGGAAAACCCUCUCUCCAUUCACCUAAAGGCUGUGGAGUCAGCUAAGAAAUAUUACAACAACGAGCACAUAUACCCUUUCAUGUAUCUAGCAGGAUAUCAUUAUAGGCACAGAAAUGUCCGAGAGGCUUUGGGUGCCUGGGCAGAGGCUGCGUCAGUGAUGCAAGAUUACAACUACUGCAGAGAAGAUGAGGAGAUAUAUAAGGAGUUUUUUGACAUUGCUAAUGAUGUCAUUCCCACCCUCCUUAAAGAGACAGCAGCUGCUGCUGAAAGUGGUGGCGAAGGGGCUGAUGAAACUGAAAAGGAGGACCAGCCCAGACAGGUAGCUGCUUUAUCUGCCCUUCAGGAUCCAGAGUGCUUCGCUCACUUACUUCGGUUCUAUGAUGGUAUUUGUAAAUGGGAAGAAGGAAGUCCCACGCCAGUGCUUCAUGUAGGCUGGGCCACCUACCUGGUUCAGUCCCUUAGUCGCUUUGAUGCACAGAUCAGGCAAAAAGUGUCAAUCAUCACCAAAGAUGCUGAACCAGUUGAUGAUGAUGAUCAGUCCAGUGAAGACCAGCGUGAGGGGCGUAGGCGGGGCCCGAGGCGGGAAUCUAAAUUAGAUGAACAAGCAGGACCGUCAUCUCCAAGUGCAGCGCUGCCCCCUCAAAAUCCAGUGCCCAAAAAGGUGGGCGGAGAAGGAGGACGCAGACGUUCCUCUGCUGGCACUCGAGGUAAAGAGUCCGAUGGCAAAAAUGAGCCCUCAUCCCCAAGUCCCACACCUUCUCCUACCCAGCCCACCGCAGUGCAGGGAGGGCCGGUGGUGGCUUUCCACAGUGAGAAGAUGAAGGGUAUGAAGGAGCUCCUCUCUGCAGCCAAGAUCAACUCUAGUGCCAUUAAACUGCAGCUCACGGCCCAGUCCCAAGUGCAGAUGAAGAGACAGAAACCCACACCUUCUGGAGAUUACACCUUGUCCUUCAUGAAACGGCCUCGCAAAACUCUGUAAAAUUAUUAUAGUUUUUUUUUUUUUUUUUUUUUUUUUUUUUUUGAGUGAAGUUCAUUCAUUUACCUGCAAAUUGACUGUUAUCAGAUAUUUUGAUAAGCUAAUAUUAUAACCAUUAUAAGUUGGAGUCCAGAAAAUCCAUCAUGCACCAGCUAUUUUGCUUUAUUUUAUAGUAUAAAGUAAUUUGAUUAAUUUGCCUUAAUUUUGUAUUACAAUUCAAAGUUCUAAUAGAUAAAAUCCAAAUUACAAGAAGCCAAAGUGAUUGUUUUGCUUUAUCAGGAUUUUAGGAAAAAAUGCAAUUCUUUUGUCAACUAGCGUUUUGUUUGCAAUACAAUUGAACAUUUAUUUGCUUCACAAAUCUAAUGUGUUAAAAAUGUUGCGAUGUUAUACCUAUAUAUGUAUGUAAGUGUUGCACUUCUUUUGUUAUUGUCCACAUAGCUGAUGGUUUUCAUGUGUUCUCAAGGUUAUAGUGUCACAGCAGGUAUCCUUUUAAAAAAAAUUCUAUGUUCAAUUAAACUAUUUUCUUGACAUGAAAGUGUAUUUUCCACUAAAUAAACAACUCAAA
Molecule: messenger RNA, 2598 nt
Organism: Labeo rohita (rohu)
Lineage: Eukaryota; Metazoa; Chordata; Actinopteri; Cypriniformes; Cyprinidae
Gene: men1
Product: multiple endocrine neoplasia I
Exons: 10
Coding region: 183-2036 (617 amino acids)
Biological process (GO): negative regulation of cell cycle; regulation of transcription by RNA polymerase II; negative regulation of cell population proliferation
Cellular component (GO): nucleus; chromatin; histone methyltransferase complex
Molecular function (GO): chromatin binding; transcription cis-regulatory region binding; Y-form DNA binding
Source: RefSeq, a predicted model, not a curated record